AAGGAGUUACGUGUGCUCCAAGCGAAAACCCAGCAAAAACCCUCCCACUUUCUCUCCACUGUUCGAAACCUACCCUUCUCAAAAACCCUCUCAAUUUAUAUUUUUCUCGUCCAAAUUCGUUUCACUUCCCUGAUUUCGAUUCUCUCCUACUCUUUUUCUUAUUACUUAGAAUUUAGUAAGUCGAGGGGUAUCGUGUCGGAUCACAAAAGUUAUUAUGGGUUUUAUCAGUUUCCUUUGAGAAUCUCAGUUGCUUUUUUGUUGAGUUGUUGAAUGGGUUUUUCCCAAGAAAGACGAAGAAAACAAAGGCGGAGGUCUUUCAAGGAUUCCCUUAAAGCUCUUGAAGCUGAUAUCCAAUUCGCCAAUGCCCUAGCUUCUGAUUAUCCAAGAGACUUUGAUGGUGCUUGCCUCCAAAUGAGAUUAUCCUACAGUCCAGCCGCUCAAUUUCUCCUUGUACUUUUUCAGUGGACUGAUUGCCACCUUGCUGGAGCCUUUGGAUUGCUUAGAAUUCUGGUAUACAAGGCAUAUGAUAAUGGGAAGACCACAAUGACUGUUUAUGAAAGAAAAGCAAGUCUGAAGGAGUUCUAUGGUGUAAUCUUUCCCUCCUUAUUGCAACUACAAAGAGGGAUCACUGAUGCUGAAGACAGGCGACAAAAAGAUUUAUGUGCUACAAAGUAUAAGUCGGUAGAAGCGAUGAACAAACGAGAGAUGUCUGAAAUUGACAUAGAGGGAGAAAAUGAAUGCGACAUUUGCAUGGAGAUGAACAGAAGGGUUGUGUUGCCUGUCUGCAGCCACUCAAUGUGCAUGAAAUGUUACCGAGACUGGUUUCCCUUAAAAAAAGGAAAGGAAAGGAAAGGAAAGGAAAAGAGGUUAUUAGCUGAUGCUCUUAGGCGAGCACGAUCUCAGUCUUGCCCGUUCUGCCGGGGAAAUCUGACGAGAGUUAACUCAGGUGACCUUUGGAUCUACGUGAGCAGCAAUGAUAUCGAGGACUUAGAUUCAAUUAUCAAGGAGAAUGUAAAUAGGCUAUUUAUGUACAUUGAGAAGUUGCCGCGCCUAGUUCCAGAUCCUAGUUUCGCAUCUUAUCUUCAGCAUUGGUGAGUGGCUGGAGCAGCUCAUAUGUGGUUUCCUUUCGCAUUUCAAAUAGGGUUUUUCCCAUUUGGUUUCAAUUAGUGUCAAGUUUUAGAGUCCAUGCUUAGCAUCCUCCUAUUCAUUUACUUGCAGUGAAGUUAGAUGAUAAAUUGAUAUGCCAAUUUAGGUUGGUGAGUGACUAUUGAAUUUUUUUUUCCCAUAAAGAAAUAUCUAUUCAUAUAUUGGCUUCUUAAUUAUUACAAUAUUCUUGUGGCGAAAUGAUUCAUAACUUUUCAUGUGAUUGUCAGUCAUAUGACUGAUGAUUCAAUUUGUGUCGUA
Molecule: messenger RNA, 1404 nt
Organism: Prosopis cineraria
Lineage: Eukaryota; Viridiplantae; Streptophyta; Magnoliopsida; Fabales; Fabaceae
Product: E3 ubiquitin-protein ligase AIRP2-like
Exons: 6
Coding region: 271-1095 (274 amino acids)
Biological process (GO): protein ubiquitination
Cellular component (GO): cytosol
Molecular function (GO): ubiquitin protein ligase activity
Source: RefSeq, a predicted model, not a curated record